Molecule: messenger RNA, 2166 nt
Organism: Owenia fusiformis
Lineage: Eukaryota; Metazoa; Annelida; Polychaeta; Sabellida; Oweniidae
Source: the annotation of a GenBank genome assembly
GGGGCUUAGAUCGCUAAACUAACAUCUCAAUGACCCUCUGCUCUACCUAUUAGCAUUUAAAGUCCUUCGGUUGACAGCUUGAUUGUUUUUACUUGUAGGAUAAAAUCUUUAAUGCCCCUGUGGAAAGAUCAUUUCAACAAUCGGCAACAGAUGUUGCGGAUGGUGAAGACAGUCUAUAUCUCCUAGCCAGUUUGGUAGACACUUAGCAGGCUAGAUAACCAAUGAAAAUCCACCUGGAAGAAUCGGACACCCUCCACUUUAGCGAAUACCUCCUCCUUGUCUGCUGGCCAAUCAGCUUCUACCUUUCUCUAUCAAUCCGUGCCUCUUGCUCCAAACAUAAGUUGCUGGCAUCACCUUUGUGGCAAAAAGUCAAACCAAAAUACAAACCUGUUUUAACUUCUCGAAUAAACUUUCACUGAAGUCGUUAUAAAAUAAACACGGAUAUGUAACGCAUGUCAUAGAAGUGUAACCCGCGGAAGUGAACGUCACGGAGUAAAGCCUAAACAGUUGUCACUAAAGUUGAGAGAAUAGAGUGCCUUCAGAAAGGAACAGGGCAGAGAUUUCCAUGUCUGUUCUCAUGCCGGAGGCGAUGGAACAACCGCUACAAUACGGCGAGGUGAACCAGCUAGGGGGCAUGUUCGUGAACGGUCGCCCCCUCCCCACUGCCAUCCGAUUGCGCAUUGUCGAAUUAGCUCAGAUGGGCGUCCGACCUUGCGACAUAAGUAGACAAUUGCGCGUCUCGCACGGCUGCGUUAGCAAGAUCCUGGCCAGAUACAACGAAACUGGGUCCAUUCUGCCUGGAGCCAUAGGCGGGAGUAAGCCUAGAGUUACAACCCCUCAUGUAGUUAAACAUAUCAAGGUCUACAAGGAGCGAGAUCCUGGUAUAUUCGCUUGGGAAAUCAGAGACAAACUGUUAGCCGAUGGUGUAUGCGAUAAAUUCAAUGUGCCCUCUGUUAGUUCAAUAAGUAGGAUAUUACGCAACAAGAUAGGGACAUUACAACAUCUAAACGGACAGUACGACACAGUUACUUAUAAACCCCCUGCAACAGAACCCAGAACUUUUUAUAAUCCCAUCUAUCCGUAUACCUGCACCCCCAGUGGGCUCACGAUGCCCGGGGCACAGCUUAGUUCCCAGCAACCAGGGUUACAGUUAUCCCCAAAGCAAGCAAUGGCACCAAUGGGAAUGGGAAGUAUGGGAACAAUGGGGAGCGUCUCUGGUAUGAACGCUAGUCCACUGCGACCUUGGCACACACCACAUUCCGUCAAUAAUCUGCUAGGCAUCACUCCCGGGCAUUCUCACUCCGUAUUCCCGGGGAGCCAGUCGACCGUGGUGACGUCAAGUUCAUGCAUGAAAGCGGAGACAAUGACUCAGACAAUGUCGUUAAGUCAAAAUGCUGCCAAUUAUGGAUACUAUUGUGCAAUGGCCCAGUCAAUACCUCCAAUGUAUCUUCAGAGUUGACAGCGUCAACGUUGACUUGUUUUGUGUAUUGAUCGUUUGCGUCAGCAUUCUGUUCACGUCAGCAGCGUCAACACAUAUCGAUAUAUCUGGACGUGUCUUGAACAUUUGUACACCAUCCAUAUGACAUAGUCAUUCACAAAGCUAUGACAAGACAAACAGCGCUAACCUUUUUAAAAGAAGAUAACUAUAUAUAAGGUAUGCAAAUGUCUCAGAUCCAUAAAAUUGUGACGACCUUUGGAGAUGUCGCAGCCAUUCGUGAAAUUCCGUCCUGACAUAUAUUUAUUGGGCAAUGGACUAUAAAAGUAGCCGAGGAAAGAAAUCGUUUUUAUUUUUUAACAUUCAUUUUUUGCGACCGUCUGUUCAAUUAACCAAAUUGUAAAACGCAGAAUUGUGUACAAUAGAGACCCAUAGAAGCUAAUAAAGAGGACACAAUCUUUGCUUUGAAUAUAUUCUGGGGUUGAAAUAGUAUUCAUUUCUUUUUGUCACAAAAUAAUUUUUUGGACAAAAUAAUACCAGGCUGACACGUCGCAAAUAGUUCGCGCACGUAAUUGUUACACAUUUUCGCUUUUUAACACGACAGAAUGUGACGUUUUUGAGAAAAUGUACACAUUUGGAAAUCCUUUCGUCCUCCACAGACAUUUGCCUCUAUAUCUCAAAAUAUUUAAGACGAAUAACUCUGAUAUCGUAUACAUAUUAACAAUGGGUUA